Molecule: messenger RNA, 4700 nt
Organism: Poecilia reticulata (guppy)
Lineage: Eukaryota; Metazoa; Chordata; Actinopteri; Cyprinodontiformes; Poeciliidae
Gene: znf513a
Product: zinc finger protein 513a
Biological process (GO): positive regulation of transcription by RNA polymerase II
Cellular component (GO): nucleus
Source: RefSeq, a predicted model, not a curated record
UACUGUCGUAGUUGUUGUUACCGUUGGCUUACAGGCGAGUCAGAAAAUCAAUUAAGUUAUGAAAAAUACCAUUAAUUGCCUUUCUUUGUCACCGCAGCCCAUGAAGACAUGGCGGAUCUACAGAUGUCGGGUGUUUGAGGAAAUAUUCUUCUCGUCUAAUGAACAAUUUACCGCAGAUAAAAACCUUUCCCCUCGACUGGAAUAUUUACGGUAUCUAGUGGAUUCUGAAGAUGGUGUAGCUGCUGACGCUCCUGGAAACCUUCCCUUAGACACAGACUUCCUUCUAGAACAAGACCUUGUGUUUGGUGAUGCAGAUCACGACAGAAUUCUAGGCUUGGAAAAGUUUGCAGAAGUAGCUGCUGAGAUCGGUUUCUCCGUGUGUCCUCUGGGUGAUGAGGAGAGCUCUUCCUACAACCAGCUCAGUAUGGAAAGUGAAACGGACAACUCGCGCAGCACAGCCGACAACAGGAGGGAAUGCCAGAGCCGAGGGACUCAAUCCGAGCCAAUGUUUCCUCCUUACCUGUCCUGUAGGGGCUGCGGACAGCUCCGCGACGAACCUCUCGGCCCGGGCAUGGACCUGGUUGGGCCUUACUGCCUUAGGUGUUGCAAAGCCUCCAGGGAGGCGAAAAGCUCAGACUUCUGCUCUCCUUUCGGGAGCGGCGGCGGGAUUCGCUCCGGUUUGCAGAUUCGUGCGAAUUCCCAGCCUGAUUGCGAGGGCUUGGGGAACAGGGUGGGUGACGAGGAAGAACUGUCCGCCGAGGACAGACAGCUCAAGCAGUACUCGUGCGACCGCUGUGGCUUCUCCUCUCGCUAUGCCAACCACGUGAAGCGCCACAUGAAGACGCACAACGGGGAGAAGCCCUUCAACUGCCCUCUGUGCACUUACGCCUCAGCCCAGCUGGUGAACCUGCAGAGACACUUGCGCAUCCACACUGGGGAAAAACCCUACAAAUGUGAGAUGUGCGCUUUCGCCUGCAGUUCCCUUGGAAACCUCAAGAGGCACCAGCGCAUGCAUGUUCCUAAUUUGCCCCAGAUGCACUCUGCAGGGGUGGGACAGGACGCCCCACCUCAACCUGUGUGUGGCCACAACAGCCUGAAGAGACCUGGGAGUGAGCAAAGACCCAAUGAGGAAGUGUCUGGUGCUUCAGUCUCUGAGGUUGCAAGGCCAACCUCUAACCUGAGUUUGGGGGCCCAGAACAGUGACUACCUGUCGGUCUUUGAUAACUUGAAGGGAGCAGUUCCUCCCCCCAUCCCUGCCUCCAACCCAGCUCCUGGCCACCAGCCUCCCUCUCUGAUGGAGAUGACCGGCAGCGGUAGCAGCAGGACUACUCGAGGGGCCGUGGCGGAAGGCGCAGCGCUCCCGACUCCACUUUUCCCUUUUACCUGCCGGCUAUGCGGGAUCGUCCUGGAGGACGAGGACGGCACCUCAGCCCAGAUUUGUGCCAAGUGUACCCUUGAAAUGCUGACCAAGGACUCCUCGUCGUCUCCGAACAGCCCCGGUGAGCGCAGUGACAAGGUCUACACCUGCGCCGCCUGCCCCUUCCUCACCCACUACCCCAACCACUUGGCGCGCCACAUGAAGACUCACAGCGGCGAGAAGCCGUACAAGUGCCCCCAGUGCGACUACGCCUCGGCGCACUUCGACAACCUCAAGCGCCACCACAGGGUGCACACGGGAGAAAAGCCCUACAAGUGCCAUCUGUGCGACUACGCCUGUGGGAACCUGGCCAACCUCAAGCGGCACCAGCGCGUCCACUCGGGCGCCAAGCCCUUCCAGUGCCCCAUGUGCAGCUACAGCUGCAACCAGAGCAUGAACCUGAAGCGGCACAUGCUGCGGCACACCGGCGAGAAGCCGUACAAGUGUCAGGAGUGUGGCUACACCACCGGCCACUGGGACAACUACAAAAGACACCAGAAAAAACACGGCGUGGCCACUGACGGCUGGGUGAAAGUUCCCAUGAUCGGCACCGACGUGGAGGAGGACAGGAGGAAAGUGAUGGGAGGCGGCAUUCAGACUCACAGAAAAGAAGUCGGAGCCGAUAUGCAGUACAUGCCGCGGGAGGCGGGGGCUGGCUGUACACUCAAGCUGCAAACUUAAGGUUGCAUAAUUCCUAACGCAGCAAAACUAAGCUACCAGCAACUUGUUUUGAUUGUUUCCACUGAGCCUUUUUAUGGUUUUAACGUGCGUCUAUCUCUCAGAGUCGCGUCGGAUUUCUUCCAUGGCUGCUAAUUGUUCAGUAAGUGGAAUCUGGCAGAGAUAGGAAUUCGUUUUUUAAAAUUUUUUUGAUGCCUUUUUGGUUUGAGUGUUUAUUUUCUACACUGUUUUUUUUUUUCUUUCGUGUCAGGGUAGAAAAGGGAACUCUGUGGAAGUCCUCUGUCUCACUGUGUAAUCAGAUACGGAUAUUUCACCCUCACGCUACACGCAUGUUGUCAUUUGAACGAUGACACGAUAAAAUAUUGCCUUCUUUGUGGGACUCCUUCCCUUUAUCUGCUCGAGCUGCCCUGACAAGUCAUUAAAACAUUUUUAAUGCACAAGUUAGUUAUUUUUGGUUCAUUUUAAACGCAAAUGAAAUCAAAUUGGUACUGAGUCAGUUUGGUUCUUUCCUUCUAAAUGACAUUUUUACUCUCAAGUGUGACAAUUUUGUACUGACUCAGAACCGGACAAUGCGGCUUUUAAGCAGAUGGGUUCUGGAGACGACUUUAUUGUGCUUUUUCUUUUGUUUUUUUUGUGUUUUUUUUGUUUUACUCAAGUUCAAUCUCCGUUGGUGAUAUGCCUUCAAAUUGCCGUAUGUAAUGCUAUCAAAGUGCUAUUUAAUAGUACAGAUAUUGUGUUUGUCUUUAUGAAUGUGCCAGUAAUUUAAACAAUGCUGCCCUCACUCAAAUAGGCUACUUUUAUUUACUUCAUUUUUUUUUCUUCUUUCUGCCAAAAUCUCCUAUGCUUCGUCUGUAAAAGGAAAGAAAUGUGUUAAGACUUAAUUUAGCACCAUAAAUGCAUGUGGAGCAUGUUGAUGGGGCGUCUUCGGCUUCCAGUCAUUGGUCUAAAUCUUCUACGAACAAUUUUUAUCCCGUGCUUAUUGAAGCUCAAUAAUUCUGACAUCUAUAGAGCUCCGUGUUCCUCUGAGUAUAAGUAGAUUAGCUCUCGAAUAAAUAAAGUUAGACUUGCUGUUCUGUUACUUUAGGUGCGCACAUUUCAGAUUCCAGCCUUUAGGAUUGUUGUAACAGGGCAUUUCCUCCUAUAUAUAUAUAAAUAUAUAAAACAAAAAAAACUUUAUCGCUCGGUGUCGUUUAUAUCGAUUUUUUUUUUUGUUACUGCUGAUGAAAAAGUGCCAACUUGAAACAAAAUUAAAGCAAUAAAUUAAAGACUUAAAACGUGUAUAGCUAAUUGUGGAAUCGAUCAGAGUUUGUUCACACAAUACUCGGCGUACUUCUUUCAUUCAUUUCAGACGCUUUCCGUUUUUGCUUUAAAUCGUCCACACGCUGCUUUCUGGUAUUGUAUUCUCCUGCUCUUCCUUUCGUGCUCACUUGCAGUCACUUUCGACGGUAUAGUUUCGGCGCUCCGCACCGUUUAGAUUUUACUCAUUGUUUGCAGAGCUCAGCGGUGAAACCGGGUCAUUAGCAUCGACACGGAGCCAAUAAGCAGAAAAAAGACAGACUACAGUUGUGCUGCAGGCAAUAAUUGAUCUCACAUCCAGAUUGAUAUGUUCUUAUUUUAUCCAAUGGUUUCCCUGUGAAAUAGUUCAUUAUCUUCGAGAAAGCAUGCUAACCAGAUCACCAAGCCGCCUCAACCGGCUCCAUAGAGACCACUUAGAGAUAUCUAUGUGGUGGAGCCUACCAAAAAGUAAAAAAAUAUAAAUAAAAUAAAAAAAUCCAGAGAAGGGGAGACAACCACUAGCAUAUAUAUAACCGAUAAAAAGCACAGUGUAUUGCCAGGUGAAGCAUUGAUUUAAAUACUUUACAUGCAGCCUAGAGAUUAGUUUUAUUUGCAAUAUUUCAGGUUCAUUUCUUCUCCUAACAUAUCAGUAAUUUUUUUACAGCUUAGCAACACACGUCAUUGACCGACAGUCUUUCAACGGAAGACCUCUGCUUUAAUUUGCUAUUUACUGUGAGAUUUCUAUUUUCUUUCAACCUGAAAAGAGAUUAAUCAAAUAGAAAGCAUGUGAACACGUGAUAGUUUUAUUUCUCCAAUGUGGCUGUAAUGCACAUCUCAGACGUGCAUUUUCUUUUUUUUUUUUUCUUUGACUGUGCCGUGUCAUUUAGCUGCCAUGUUUGGAAAAUAAGAACUGUGAUUUAAUGUUAAGUGUUUGUGAAUGACUAUUUUAUGCAAGGGAGACAUUUUCCAGGUUGCAAAGCCGACAUGUCACAAUGAGCCCACAAAUUUAUAUUUCCCGCAGGUGGGCCGUUUCUGUUUUUACGACGUCAUUAAUGCCUUAAAUGAGGAGUUUGAAAUAAAUACCUGGAAUACGCAUCGUUGGAUGUAAAACAUCGAGCUAAUUGUCUGUUUUGUUGUCUUUGUUUUGCAUGAAGCGUAGCAUUUGCUCACACAAUCGAAUGUGUCUGUUUUGCUCAUCACAACUAUAACUUGUUUCAGCUUUUAUGGGCUAAAUAAUCUCAAUAAUACAAUCUGCAUGUCUGAAGAGACACAUCUGAGGCAAGGGGUAUAUUUUAUUUUCAAAAUAAAAAUUCUAAUGUUGAAAACUCUA